CAAAAAGGCACUUUGCAAAUCAAACUCUUUAGCCGAAAGUCACAGCAGCAUUGUGACAACUCCGCUAAAAAAUAAAAUAAAGAUGCGAUUAAUACACCGUCAAAACGCAGCAAUCAUGUCCGGCUGGACAACGCCGUCCGCUAAUCUGCGCUUUGUGCUCGCCCUCUGCCUAGCCGUCGCGCUGCUGCCCAGUCCCGGUGCGGCGCGCAUGGCCUUCGAGAAGCUCACAGACUUCGAUUUCGCCGGCACCACAUACUACAGCGUGAAGAAUCUUUCGCUGUACGAGUGUCAGGGCUGGUGUCGUGAGGAGGCCGAUUGUCAGGCGGCCGCAUUCAGUUUUGUCGUCAAUCCAUUGUCGCCCUCGCAGGAGACACACUGUCAACUGCAGAACGAUUCGUCGGCACACAAUCCCUCUGCGGCGCCACAGCGCUCCGCCAACAUGUAUUACAUGGUGAAAUUGCAGCUGCGCAGCGAGAAUGUCUGCCAUCGGCCGUGGGCGUUCGAGCGUGUACCCAAUAAGAUUAUACGCGGUCUCGAUAAUGCGCUCAUCUACACCAGCACCAAGGAGGCCUGCUUGUCGGCUUGCUUAAAUGAGAAACGUUUCGUUUGUCGCUCGGUUGAAUAUGAUUACAAUAAUAUGAAAUGUGUCUUGAGCGAUUCGGAUAGACGUAGCUCGGGUCAAUUUGUGCAGCUGGUCGAUGCGCAAGGCACCGAUUACUUUGAGAACUUGUGUUUGAAGCCGGCGCAGGCCUGUAAGAAUAAUCGUUCGUUUGCCGUGGCGCGCGUGGGUGUGUCUGAGGAGAAGGUGGCUCAAUAUGUUGGUCUGCAUUACUAUACCGACAAGGAAUUGCAAGUGACUUCGGAAUCUGCUUGCCGUUUGGCUUGUGAAAUCGAAACAGAGUUCCUGUGUCGCUCAUUCUUGUAUCUCGGUCAGCCACAGGGUUCACAGUACAACUGCCGUUUGUUCCACUUGGACCAUAAGACACUGCCCGAUGGUCCCUCAACCUAUCUGAACCAUGAGCGUCCACUGAUCGAUCACGGCGAACCCAUUGGCCAAUACUUUGAAAAUGCUUGCGAGAAGACCACCUCACCGCCCGGCACUUUGGACAAGUUGGACACACUGCCUGUCAGUCUAGACACCACCGAAGAUCCCAACUUGACCAACAUCACCAGAAAUGAUGUCAACUGCGAUAAGACUGGCACCUGCUAUGAUGUCUCUGUACACUGCAAAGACACCCGCAUCGCUGUACAGGUCCGCACCAACAAACCAUUUAAUGGUCGUAUUUAUGCUCUGGGACGUUCGGAGACUUGUAAUAUCGACGUCAUCAACUCGGAUGCGUUCCGUUUGGAUCUGACCAUGGCUGGACAAGACUGUAAUACGCAAAGUGUGACCGGCGUCUAUUCGAAUACUGUCGUACUCCAGCAUCACAGCGUUGUCAUGACCAAAGCCGAUAAGAUCUACAAAGUUAAAUGCACCUAUGAUAUGAGUUCGAAGAACAUCACCUUCGGCAUGAUGCCCAUACGCGAUCCAGAAAUGAUCCAUAUCAACUCAUCGCCUGAGGCGCCACCACCAAGGAUUCGCAUACUGGACACACGUCAACGUGAAGUGGAGACCGUACGCAUCGGUGAUCGUCUUAACUUCCGCAUUGAAAUACCCGAAGACACUCCCUAUGGUAUCUUUGCGCGUUCUUGCGUCGCCAUGGCUAAGGAUGCACGCACUAGCUUCAAAAUCAUUGAUGAUGAUGGCUGUCCCACUGACCCAACCAUCUUCCCUGGUUUCACCGCUGACGGCAAUGCAUUGCAAUCGACCUAUGAGGCCUUCCGUUUCACCGAGAGCUACGGUGUUAUCUUCCAAUGCAAUGUUAAAUAUUGUUUGGGUCCUUGCGAACCGGCUGUGUGCGAAUGGAAUAUGGAAUCCUUCGAAUCGUUGGGUAGAAGACGUCGUCGUCGCGCUGUCGAGGGCAACGAGACUAAGGAGGCUGAUGAUGAUAUGAAUAUCUCACAAGAGAUUCUAGUCCUGGACUUUGGCGAUGAGAAACGUGAAUUCUUCAAGGCAGAUCCCAGCACAGACUUUGCCAAAGAUAAGACUGUCACCAUCAUUGAGCCCUGCCCCACGAAGACCUCCGUUUUGGCGCUGGCCGUCACAUGUGCGCUGAUGAUUCUGCUCUACAUUUCGACGUUGUUCUGUUAUUAUAUGAAAAAAUGGAUGCAACCUCAUAAGAUUGUAGCAUAAACAAAAUCUUAAGCAACACAAAAAACACACUCACACACAUAAAUUUACGAAAAAAAAAUUAACAGAAGAAACUCUAAAGUAAGCAAGAAAAAUUAAAUGGAACCCAGGGGUAUCGGACUAAAUCUAAAAAGUAAUUUUAUGUUAUGCAAGA
Bactrocera tryoni is the source of this 2384-nucleotide messenger RNA. RefSeq lists its product as uncharacterized. The transcript is spliced from 9 exons. The record is from RefSeq and is a predicted model, not a curated record. Lineage: Eukaryota; Metazoa; Arthropoda; Insecta; Diptera; Tephritidae. The coding region runs from base 83 to 2233 and encodes 716 amino acids.